ACAGAAACAGCCUCCGCCAGUCAAGAAACCCUCUGCAGCCUUUCGCCAUGGAUCUAGAAGACGAAGAAAACCUGAGUUCCAGCAGCACAGAGGCUAAGGACAGCGGCAGCGCGGGCCGCGGGCCCCCCGGGGACGGCAGCGGCACGCCGGGGCUGGCCGAUGGCUGCCCGCUCCCCAACGGGGGCGGCGGGUCCGCCGGCAGGAAGCGGCCCCUGGACGAGGGCAGCAACGGGCACGCCAAGUUCCGCCUGAAGAAGAGGAGGAGGGCGCCGGGGCCGGCGCUGCCCAAGAACGCGCUGAUGCAGCUGAACGAGAUCAAGCCCGGCCUGCAGUACUCGCUGCUGUCCCAGACGGGGCCCGUGCACGCGCCGCUCUUCGUCAUGUCCGUGGAGGUGAACGGGCAGGUGUUCGAGGGCUCUGGCCCCACCAAGAAGAAGGCCAAGCUGCACGCCGCUGAGAAGGCCCUGCGCUCCUUCGUCCAGUUCCCCAACGCCUCCGAGGCCCACCUGGCCAUGGGGCGGAGCCUGUCCGCCAACGCGGACUUCACGUCCGACCAAGCCGACUUCCCCGACACGCUCUUCAACGGCUUCGAGACGCCGGACAGGUCGGACGUGCCGUUCUUCAUGGGCUCCAACGGCGACGACUCCUUCAGCUCCAGCGGGGACCUCAGCCUGUCAGCGUCCCCGGUGCCCGCCAGCCUCGUGCAGCCCCCGCUCCCGGCCCUGCCGCCCUUCCCCCUGCCCAGCGGGAAGAACCCCGUGAUGAUCCUGAACGAGCUGCGCCCGGGCCUGAAGUAUGACUUCCUCUCGGAGAGCGGGGAGAGCCACGCCAAGAACUUUGUCAUGUCCGUGGUGGUGGACGGCCAGUUCUUCGAAGGCUCGGGAAGGAACAAAAAGCUCGCCAAGGCCCGGGCCGCGCAGUCCGCCCUGGCCGCCGUCUUCAACCUGCACCUGGAUCAGACGCCAUCGCGCCAGCCCAUCCUCAGCGAGGGCCUCCAGUUGCACCUACCCCAGGUGUUAGCGGAUGCUGUGGCCCGCCUGGUUCUGGAUAAGUUUGGGGACCUGACGGACAACUUCUCCUCCCCCCAUGCACGCAGGAAGGUUCUUGCUGGGAUCGUCAUGACGACAGGCACAGAUGUUAAAGACGCCAAGGUGAUCUGUGUUUCCACGGGAACGAAAUGUAUUAACGGCGAGUACAUGAGUGACCGUGGCCUUGCUUUGAAUGACUGCCACGCAGAGAUCAUAUCUCGGAGGUCCUUGCUUAGAUUCCUUUAUACGCAGCUUGAGCUUUACCUAAACAACAAAGAUGAUCAAAAAAAGUCCAUCUUCCAGAAGUCUGAGCGGGGAGGCUUUAAGCUGAAGGACAGCGUCCAAUUCCAUCUGUACAUCAGCACCUCGCCCUGCGGGGACGCCAGAAUCUUCUCUCCGCACGAGCCCAUCCUGGAAGAACCCGCAGACAGACACCCGAACCGCAAAGCCCGAGGCCAGCUGCGGACGAAGAUAGAAUCCGGGGAGGGGACCAUCCCCGUGCGCUCUAACGCCAGCAUCCAGACGUGGGACGGGGUGCUGCAGGGGGAGAGGCUGCUCACCAUGUCCUGCAGCGACAAGAUGGCACGGUGGAACGUGGUGGGCAUCCAGGGCUCCCUGCUCAGCAUCUUCGUGGAGCCGAUCUACUUCUCCAGCAUCAUCCUGGGCAGCCUCUACCACGGGGACCACCUCUCCAGAGCCAUGUACCAGCGGAUCUCGAACAUAGAAGACCUGCCCGCCCUGUACACCCUCAACAAGCCUCUGCUCAGCGGCAUCAGCAACGCAGAAGCGCGGCAGCCGGGGAAGGCACCCAACUUCAGCGUCAACUGGACGGUGGGCGACGCGGCCGUCGAGGUCAUCAACGCCACGACGGGCAAGGACGAGCUGGGCCGAGCAUCGCGCCUGUGUAAGCACGCGUUGUACUGUCGCUGGAUGCGUGUGCACGGCAAGGUCCCCUCCCACUUACUGCGCUCCCGGAUCACCAAACCCAACAUGUACCAUGAGUCCAAGCUGGUGGCGAAGGAGUACCAGGCGGCCAAGGCCUGCCUGUUCCAGGCGUUCGUCAAGGCCGGGCUGGGCGCCUGGGUGGAGAAGCCCACGGAGCAGGACCAGUUCUCGCUCACGCCCUGACCACCCUGACCGCCGGCGUGGACGCGGGGGUGCCCGGUGUCGGCCCUGUCCCCAGAACCUCCCGUCUGCAGCGGGGACGGGGUGGGGUGGCCAGGGUGGGGCGGGGUGGCCAGGCUGGGGCCGCCCUCGGGCCCCUCUGUGGCAGCACCCUGUCCCCGCCCAGUUGCUGGUGACGGCGUUCAGUCUCAGUUUACGAUAGACAUCGAGUUCUACCAAGUAGGGCUUCCUGAAGCUUAGGAAAUAGCAAUUACUUUGUGUGAAAUUCUUGAAUAAAUAAUUUAUUCAGAGCUAGGAACGUGAUUUAUAAAAUAAGAAUUAUGUCAGGUCACCCUUAUGCCACAUUAUUUUAAUUGCAAAAAGAGCAUUUAUAUAUAUUAUAUAUAUGUGUGUGUGUGCGUGUGCGUGUGCAGGAACAGAGGAGGAAGAGGCAGGACGUGCUCACCUAAAGGAAGUCCCCGGGGCACACUUCCCUGCAGUACUGCUCCCUGCUGGCAGGCCCUUGGCCUGCUGCAGGGAUGGCCCCGCGGCGUCCGGCCAGGUCCCUGUAGCGUCCGUGCUUCCAGAAGCUUCUGUGCCCCUCGCAGGACCACAUCCCAGACACCUUUUCUUAGUUGCUUCUGAAUAACCGGAUAUCAGUGUGGCAUUCCCUUGAGUUCUGAAACUGUUUAACCCAGGGGGCUAGCGGGCAGGUGUCGGGCCACCGCACAAUAAUCAGCCUGACCCUGCCCCUCCCUCGGGGCCCGGCGGACAGAGGUCUUCAUGGGACCAAACAAGAAUUAAGUCAUAGACGUUCAUUUUGGAAAACACCACUUAAGACAUAUUUCUAAAUUAUUCUUUCCAGCUUUAUCAAAGACAUGUUUGAAAAACAAGUAUUCAGGCUGAAAGCUGGUAACAUAGCAGGCUGCAGGCGUGGUCGUGGCAGAGAGGGGGUGCUGCUGGCAUCUGGGGGGGCGGCCAGGGGCUUUGCCCAACACCCUACAGCACAGAGGACAGCCAGGGCAGCUGAGCGAGGGGGUCAGGUAGGUCGAGGCCCGGGCACCGCCCGGCCUGUGCUUGGAGACCGGGACCAGCUACUGGUCAUUUCCACUCGGGGCCAGAGCGGAGCGGACGGAGGGCGCGCUCCCACCUCUGGCUGAUUUAUGGCUGUGCGGGGUCCCACGGUGCCAGGAGCAGAGACGGACACCCCCCACCCUGCAGCAAAGCCCAGGGUGUCGCCUGUGCGUCAUCAAGGUGUGCACCUGGUGUCCUGUGUCCUCUAUGGCCCAGAAUGUGAGGAGCAGGAGCAGAGCUUGGAGCCUACAGUGGUCACAUCGAAGGGGGUGCUUCCUGGUCGCUCAGGCCUGGGACCCACUGGCCUGCCCCCGUCGAGUGGGCUGUGGUGUAGGUGCCACGCACUGGCGUUCUCUCCCCGUCACAGGACGGGUGUCUGGGGGUGCCGGCCCCUCCCCAGAGCAGGCUCUCCGUGCCCAGAAGAAAAUUGUGAGAGGCCCUGUGUUUUUAUUCUUCUCUCUAAAAAUGGUAUUUUUUCUAAUGGGGAUUGGGAGAUGGACUUAGUUUUUAAAAAAGGCAUGGAUUUUGAUGACAAUGCCCAGUGGAAAUGCAUUCCAUGGACACGUACUGUCCCAUGUGUCUGGCCCUCCCUUCUGUCAGGAAGGGUUGACGUCAGCAGGGGUCUCCCUCCAGCCCCAGGUGACCGGGUGCCCUACCAUGUCGGUCCCCAUGGCCCCCGAGCUGUGCGCCUUUCCUGGGCUGUGUUUGUGAGACCCGCCAGGGCAGGGCGGUGCUCUGAAAGCACCCAGGUCUGACCUGUGGUUGCCGGGGAGGAAGGUGGGAGGUUGGGGUGGGCGGCGGCCAGGGGGCCUGCACAGGACAGUCUGCCUCCGGGUGGGGCAGCCGAGCACUCGUGGGAGAGCAGGGCGGGGAGGGCCGAUCACCUCCUGCAGGAGACAAAGCAGGACACCCAGCACUUUCAACCGCCCCUUCCUCCUGAGCUCGCCGUGCGUGAGACACACAGCCCGUGUGCUCGGGCGUUAAUCUGCACGUGACGCCCUCCGCCUGGACUGUAGAGGAGACUUCACAGACAAGUUGCAACAACCAGGGCCUUGGCUUUUUGAGAAAAAUGUUAAGUGUGAGGACCCCUGGUGAGCAAGGGUCAGGAGGGGCUCCGCUCUCUUGUGUCAGCCACCCCUGGAGUGUCGGCCCCAUGGGGACGCUGGCCACUGUCCACCCCAGGCCGCCGGGCAGCUAUCCUGCUGGCAGGGAGGCGGCAUGAAGAGAAGGCUCAGUUGGGGGGGGCAUGUGUGGGACGGGAGCUGGGCUCCCCCAGGUCGGCUGAGGCCAGGGGACGUGUCCCAGCCGCAUGGCUCGGCCCCACCCCCACUCCCGCUCAGGGUCCGCGUUCGCCUGCUCUCAGACACGGACACCAAAGAGCUGCAGUUCUGAUUCUGGGUCUUAAUUCCACGUUUCACCCUCUUUUCCUGCUUUGGAGAUUUGUAUUGUGAUCAAAACGAUUAUUUUAAAGUGUCCAAGCCAACAUCUCACAAGGUGUUGAUUUCUCUGGAGUUUAGUUUUGUUCAGAUACUGUCCCUGGUCUGCAGGCGGUAGGACCCCUCUGUAGAGACAGCGCUUCCCGGAGCACCAGGCGGUCUCACCGCGGGGGCAGCUCCCGCCCCGCCCGGCGCUGGUCUGAGGGUCUGAGAGCGGGGCCAGGGCCUGCUGUGCCGAGGCGGCGAGCUCCUGUCCUCGUGAGAACCCAAACCAAAAUACAACUCGGGUGCAUCUUCUCAUUUCUAAAAUACCCACACCAAAAUAUAAGGUCUGCCCCAGACGUACGUCCAUCUGAUCCAGCAAGCAAGAAAAUUAGCGGGCUUCUCCAUCUGUGAACUCUGUGAAAUCUCUCCAAAGAUUUCUUCUCACCACCCUAACUGUAUCAAUGGGGAAGGGCGGAGUCCGUGUGACCGUGUGUGUCCAGUUUUGUGUGUCCUUGUCCCUGGUGUGUCCUGUGGCCCCUCUCCGUGGCCCGAGGCCAGCCCACAGCACACAGUAUGUCCACACACAGCGGGAGGGAGCGGAGGUAUCAGGGCCUGACCUGACGGUGACUUGGCACCCUGUUCUGGCGACAUGGGCUGCACGUCCCUGCUCAUGGCUGGGGCUCCAGCGCGGGCUGACAGGGCACGGGGGACUGAGGGUGUCCUUCUGGAUGUGACCGUGAACAGCUCACCCCGUGGCAUGUCCAUGGGGUGAGCCCUGAAAGCCGUCGGCCUCUCUGGACUCGAGGUCGUCUGCUCCUGAUCUGACACUUCCGAGUGUGGACACUGUGUGAACGUCGUUCAGCCAGGAAACCGCCGCUGAGACGUGCUCCUCCGUGUUCCCGUUUGUAUAUUGAUGUAUAUACCACAUGUCACCACCCGCAUGAGCUCCUCACGCACCGAGACCGGCGGGGCCGAGCAUGAGACGCUGUCACGUAGACCAGGGAUUUGCCAUGUCCUCAAUAAAGCAAGGCCUUUCACUACCA
Molecule: messenger RNA, 5670 nt
Organism: Phyllostomus discolor (pale spear-nosed bat)
Lineage: Eukaryota; Metazoa; Chordata; Mammalia; Chiroptera; Phyllostomidae
Gene: ADARB1
Product: adenosine deaminase RNA specific B1
Exons: 9
Coding region: 48-2156 (702 amino acids)
Biological process (GO): RNA processing; adenosine to inosine editing
Cellular component (GO): cytoplasm; nucleolus
Molecular function (GO): tRNA-specific adenosine deaminase activity; double-stranded RNA adenosine deaminase activity; double-stranded RNA binding
Source: RefSeq, a predicted model, not a curated record